This is a messenger RNA of Corylus avellana, 1185 nucleotides long. Its product is annotated as F-box protein At5g49610-like. Lineage: Eukaryota; Viridiplantae; Streptophyta; Magnoliopsida; Fagales; Betulaceae. Gene Ontology annotation, molecular function: protein binding. The record is from RefSeq and is a predicted model, not a curated record.
AUGGAGUUCCCUACUCUUUCUUUGGAUAUGUUAUUCGAAAUCUUUAGCCGGACAUCUUUACAGACUAUUGGGCGAUGCAGAUUGGUUUCGAAAGAUUUGAACUCGAUUACUUACGACUCAAAUUUCAUGCAAGCAUUCCAUCAAAGAACAAAAACAAUAUCCGGGUUUUUCAUACAAUCCAUGUCCCAGUUUGUAUCUAAUUCUCUUACUGAUGAUUCUACAGUGUCCCUCAAAUUUUUGCCUGCUCCUGUCAAAAUAGAAGCGGCUACCAAACAAGGCAUCUUAUUAUGCGUGAAUAAAGACAACCCAAGAAGAUAUCGAAUACCUGAAUAUUAUGUCUGCAAGCCUAGCACCAAAGAAUGGCACCAAAUUCCGAAUCCUAAAACACGAUUUUUCACCCAAAGAAUUGGGAUGGUGGUGCUCAGAUUAGAGCCUUUGUGCUAUAAAAUAGUUCGAUUUUCAAGUCCCAAGUCUAAAUGGACAAAUUACAAAUCUAAAUUAUACAAUACUCUUCAUUGUGAGGUUUAUUCUUCAGAAACGUGCGCAUGGAAACGCUUGGGAAAUGUUUUGCUGCCAUGGAUCGAGUACUUAAGAUGGGAGCCUGCCGUUUCUUCAUGCGGUGCGCUUCAUUGGCUCAUGACCAAUCAUGAGAUCUUCACAUUUUUUGCAGAUACAGAAAGUUGGGAAAUAUUUGAUCUCCCUUUUCCUCUAUGCAAGGAACAUUAUUUCAAGCAUAUGAAGCUCGUGGACUACAGCGGCCACCUUGCAAUGCUUUGCAUGGAAGAUAGUUCUAUGCAACUUUGGGUAAUGGAAGAUAGUGAAACAAAAAAAUGGAGCAAGAGACAGAAUAUAAGCAUUAAAGCCAUUCAAGAGGUGGAACGCUAUCCUCGUCCCGUGAGUUUUGAAAGUUCUGAUAUUAUACUCAUAGAGGGCUUCUGCCGCCUAAUUUUGUACAACUUUAAAAGUUGUAGCGUCAAUGUACGCAAGAUAGGGAUCAAUUUCGAUCAAUCUACUGAAAUUUUCCCCUUCCAAUCUGACUCAGAGCCGAUGCAUUUGAAGAAUUAUUGGAAAAAGGAACAGUUAUCCACAACGAAGAUUGGAAGAAGGAACAGUUAUCCAAAGUUCUUUGGUUGUUUGGCUUGUUUCUCUGCAAUUGUUUAUAUAAUAUUUGUUUGUAAUCGGUAG